Molecule: messenger RNA, 2841 nt
Organism: Oncorhynchus keta (chum salmon)
Lineage: Eukaryota; Metazoa; Chordata; Actinopteri; Salmoniformes; Salmonidae
Product: carboxyl-terminal PDZ ligand of neuronal nitric oxide synthase protein-like
Exons: 10
Coding region: 403-1959 (518 amino acids)
Molecular function (GO): nitric-oxide synthase binding
Source: RefSeq, a predicted model, not a curated record
CUCUGAUUUAAAACAAAACAGCUGGUCUUCAAGCAGAUUUGGAUGCUGUCAUUCGUCAUUUGGCACGCGCGUAAACAUCAGUUUUUAUUCAUGGAAAUGGCAUAAAAAUAAUUGACAACCUUGCCUUGAGAAUUGUGCGUCAUCUGAAACGCCACUAGACUGGCAGAUAUUCUAGCUCGGACGGUAUCAAAUUGGACCGCUCGACGCAUAUGGCGUUAACAAAAUUCAUUAGCCAAUCAAUCUGUAGCGCACAGUGGUUCAACCGGAAUGACCGCUGGGUUCUAGGCGACUAACCAAUCAAAUACCCUCUUGAGUGUUGGGCGAGAUGCGCGUAUUUGCAGUCUUCUAAUAGCGUUGGCAUAAAACUAGUGUUGGACAAGUCGUGUAUGUAUCAGAAGGGCGAUGCCAGGGAUAACCAGGUAUAAUUUAGUGGAUGAUGCACAGGAUUUGAGAAUCCCAAUGCACAACGAGGCGGCAUUUCAGCAUGGGGUCUGCUUCGAGGCAAAGUACAUUGGCAGUCUGGAAGUGGUUCGUCCGAACAGCCGAAUGGAGAUAGUGGCUGCAAUGAGAAGGAUACGGUAUGAAUUCAAAUUGAAGAACAUGAAGAAGAAGAAGGUCAACAUCAUUGUGUCUGCCGAUGGUGUGAGGGUGGUUUUGAGAAAAAAGAAAAAGAGGAAAGAGUGGUCAUGGGAUGACAACACAGUCAUGAUAACACAAGACCCCAUCUAUAGGAUUUUCUAUGUGUCACAUGACGCCCAGGAAUUGAAGAUCUUCAGUUACAUUGCGAGAGAUGGACAGAGCAACAUGUUCCGUUGUAAUGUCUUCAAGUCCAAGAGGAAGUCCCAGGCCAUGCGCAUUGUGCGGACGGUGGGCCAGGCCUUUGACGUGUGCCACCAGCUGACCCUGCAGCAGACAGGGGAGCAGAGCUCUGAGGAUGGACUGGACACCAAUGCUACCGAUGCAGAUGGGGAAGACGCUGUGCCAGCCAAGACGAGGUUGGCAUUGUCUGAUUCGACUGACCUUGAAGCCACCACAGAGGACAGCAUUGACUGUUUGUCAUCUGACCUCGACAAGACCAAAAGCCAGGACCUUCUUUGUAAAGAUGGGAAGGACCUAGCCCUGCAGCUGACCUCCCCCAGAACGGGGCCAUCCGUGUCGGACCUGUUGGCCGUGAACUCCCCCCGCUCAGUGGAGCACCAGGUGCAGCUGCUCCAAAGGCUGCUCCGGCAGCAGGAGCAGCAGGCCCAGGCUGCUGCAGCACAGACGUGUGUGCUCCAGGACCAGCUGUCAGUGGAGGUGCGUGCAAGGACAGACGCCCAGGCCCGUGUCCAGAGACUCCUGCUGCAGAACAAGGACCUGCUGCAGCACAUCUCCCUACUGGUCAAACAGAUCCAGGAGCUGGAGCUCAAGGCUGCUGGAGGACUCAGCUCCAUGGGCUCCCAGGACAGUUUGCUGGAGAUCACCUUCCGUGCCAAGCCCCCCCUGCGUGACGCCCCCACCAUCCCCACCUCCAUGGGCCCCCAGCAGGGUCAGCCCCAGAUCACCAAUGGCCCAUGGGCCUCCACCCUAACAGGGUCCUCUCCACCAGGGACCAGGGCCCCGGAGAGCCUCUCUCUGGGGCCUGGCGGCAGUGCCGUGAGGCUGGAGUGCUUCCGCUUCCCCCGCCGCAGGGGAGAGGAGCCCCACCAGAACCAAGACCAGGAGGGGGAGAGUCCGAGCUCAGGCGGCCCAGACGGGGACUCCCCUGUGGGUGGAGAGGAGGUCCUUGGAGCCCUGGAGCUCCUCCGGUUCCGGGAGUCGGGGAUCGGUUCGGAAUACGAGUCCAACACGGACGAGAGCAGUGACAGGGACAGCUGGGGGCAGGGCGAGGGGGCGGGGCCUGAGGGCACAGCACGCCUCUUCAACGUGCUGAACGCAGAGAGCCCUUCAGACUGUCUGGAUGAUGAGAUGGCUGUGUAGCCCUCCACAGCUCUGCUUCACUCAGUCAUAGCAUAUACAGUAGUGCUAUAGUGUUGUUGACAGUUCUCCUCCCUCCAAACUCUGCUCACAGUACUUUUGUUUGAUAUUUGUUAAUAUUUAUGAGAUAUGUGUUUAUAUUUAUUAGAUAUGUGUUUAUAUUUAUUAGAUAUGUGUUUAUAUUGAUUUGAUAUGUGUUUAGACCUAUUAGAUAUGUGUUUAUAUUGAUUUGAUAUGUGUUUAGACCUAUUAGAUAUGUGUUUAUAUUUGUUAUACUUGCUAAAUAUGUUUUUUUUGUUGCAUUGUUUACAUAUGUUGGAUAUUUUAUUAUUUGUUUAUUUUUUCUGUUUUUGUUUAUAUUUGAUGCAGUUGUUUACGUGUGUUUGUUGCAUUUGUUUUAUAUUUUUUAAUAUAUUUUGUCUCAGCACUUGACUUUCUGCUGCUGUUUCUACUCCCCUGGGCUUAUUGCAGUGUAGUUGUAGUCUGUGUCAGACUCUAUAUCUAAAUAUAUGACUCUGGUCUGUAUCAUAUAUCUAAAUAUAUGACUCUGGUCUGUAUCAUAUAUCUAAAUAUAUGACUCUGGUCUGUAUCAUAUAUCUAAAUAUAUGACUCUGGUCUGUAUCAUAUAUCUAAAUAUAUGACUCUGGUCUGUAUCAUAUAUCUAAAUAUAUGACUCUGGUCUGUAUCAUAUAUCUAAAUAUAUGACUCUGGUCUGUAUCAUAUAUCUAAAUAUAUGACUCUGGUCUGUAUCAUAUAUCUAAAUAUAUGACUCUGGUCUGUAUCAUAUAUCUAAAUAUAUGACUCUGGUCUGUAUCAUAUAUCUAAAUAUAUGACUCUGGUCUGUAUCAUAUAUCUAAAUAUAUGACUCUGGUCUGUAUCAUAUAU